Messenger RNA from Herpailurus yagouaroundi (jaguarundi), 3417 nucleotides. RefSeq lists its product as uncharacterized. The record is from RefSeq and is a predicted model, not a curated record. Lineage: Eukaryota; Metazoa; Chordata; Mammalia; Carnivora; Felidae. Bases 35 to 3409 code for a protein of 1124 amino acids. The transcript has 43 exons.
UUUUUCACAAGGAGAGAUUAUUGAUGUCGAUAAAAUGGAUUCUCCUUUGCAAACUAUGGGGAUGAACCUUUCAGAAGAGGAAAUUAAUGAUCUGACACGUGAUCUACCAGCCGACGUUCAUGGGAAGGUUGAAAUGAGAACGCAUAUGGAUGGAAUGAAACCUUUUACAGGAAAAAAGGUUCAUGUCAGUGAUCUGGAGAAAGUUCUGGGAAGCAUGGGGAUCGAGCUCACAGCUGAGGAGCUUAAAAAGCUGCAGGAAACUCUGCCAAUUGAUGCUGCUGGAAACGUAUUUCAGAAUGCAAUGUUGGAUGGGGUGAAAUCCACUCAGGCAGGCAGAGUUAAGGUGAAUAACCUGGACACUGUCCUGGAAAACUUGGGAAUCAAGCUCACACAAAAGGAACACGAAGAUGUGACAGAAAAUCUACCACUUACCGCUAAUGGGAAGGUUGAGCUCAGCACAUUGAUGGAUGCAGUGGCCACUGUUACAGGAGGAGAAGUUAAUGUCAGUGAUAUUCAAAGUAUUCUGGAGAAAAUGGGGGUAGAGCUCACAGAUAAGGAGUGCUCAAAACUAAAGAAAUGUCUGCCAGUCAGUGCUGUUGGAAAGGUGUACCAAAAUAGGUUGAUGGAUGGUGUAAAAACCCUUAAAGGAGGGAUUGUUGAUGUUGCUAACCUAGACAUUGCUUUGCAAAACAUGGGAAUGAAUCUCACAGGAAUGGAAAAUAGCGAUUUGAUAAAGAACCUACCUGUUGAUGAUAAUGGGAAGGUUGAAGUGAAAAAGUUAAUGGAUGCAUUGAAAAUGUUUUCUGGAAAAAAGAUUGAUGCCAACGAUCUGCUAAAGGUCCUGGGAGCCAUGGGGGUCGAGCUCCCUGAAAAGGAACUAGUGAGGCUGAGACAGACCGUGCCUAUCGACGCUGCUGGAAAGGUGUAUAAGAACAGAUUGUUGGAUGGUGUGAAGUCUGUAAAAGGAGGAAUGGUUAAAGCCAAUAACCUAGACAAUGUUCUGGAAAAUCUGGGAAUUGAACUCACAGAAAAGGAACGUGAAGCUCUGGCAGAAAAUCUGCCACUUAGUGCUAAUGGGAAGACUGAGCUCAAAAAAUUGAUGGAAGCAGUGGAAACUAUUACAGGGGGAGAGGUUGAUGUCAGUGAUGUAGGAGAUGUUCUGGAAAACAUGGGAGUAACUGUCACAGAUAAGGAAUGUGUAGAGCUCGUAAAAAACCUGCCAGUUAAUGCUAAAGGAAAAGUCUACAAGAAUAGGUUACUGGAUGGUUUGAAGUCUCUUAAUGGAGGGGUUGUUAAUGCCAAUAAACUUGAUUCAGUUUUGAAAACCAUGGGAUGGAAACUCACAGAAGAUGAAAUUAAGGAUCUCAAAUGCAACCUGCCCACUGAUGUAUAUGGGAGAACUACAAUGAAAAAGUUGUGUAGUGGAUUAAAAGCUUUUACAGGAAAAAAUAUUAAUGUGCAACAUCUAUCAGAUUUUGUGAGGAACAUGGGUAUUGAGCUAACAGAUAAAGAACAAAAGAGGCUGCUAAAGAAGCUUCCAGUUGAUGCUUCUGGGAAGAUCUAUCAAAAUAGAUUGUUGGAUGGUCUGAAGUCUUUCAAAGGAGGGAAGGUUGAAAGAAGUAAAGUCAAUACUGUUCUAGAAAACAUGGGAAUCGUGCUCACAGGAGAGGAGCUUCAAAGUCUAACAGAUAACCUACCAGUUAACGAUAAUGGGAAGGUUGAUCUUGAUAAAUUGAUGGAUGGAGUGAAAACUCUUACAGCUAAUGGAAAAGUUGAUCUGAAUAAAGUGAUGGAUGGCGUGAAAGCUGUCACAGGAGAAAAUGGUGAUGUCAAUAGCGUUAAAGCUGUUCUGGGAAACAUGGGGAUCGAGCUCAAAGGUAAAGAAUGCUUGGAGCUGGUGAAAACUCUUCCUUUUAAGGAUGAUGACAAGAUCUUUCAAAACAGGUUGCUAGAAGUUGUGAUGUCUCUAAAAGAUGGGAAAGUCAAUGUCAACGACUUGAACGCAAUACUGGAUAAUAUGGGAAUAAAGCUCUCAGAUAAGGAACUUGAGGGUCUGACUCAAAAUCUCCCUGGUGAUGUUGAUAGGAGGACUUCUCCUAAAACACCGAUGAAGGAACUGCAAACUUUUACAGAUGAGAAGGUCGAUUCUAAUGACCUGAAAAUUUUCCUGGGAAGCCUGGGGAUUGAGCUCACAGAUCAGGAAAAAGAGAAGCUACUGAAAACACUGCCAAUUGACGCAGCUGGAAAGGUAUAUCACAACAGGUUGCUAAAGGGUGUGAAAUCUCUCAAUGGGGGAAAGGUUCAUGUAAAUAACCUGGACAACACCCUUAAAAAAUUGGGACUUGAGCUCACGGAAGAGGAACUUGCAAAGCUGUCAAAAUAUCUACAAGUUGAUGCUAAUGGAAUGGUUGGUCUGAAAGAGGUGAUGGAUGGAGUAAAAGCUACUACAGGAGAGGAGGUUGAUGUCAAAGAUGUGAAAGCUAUUCUGAAAAACAUGGGAAUAGAGUUCACAGAUAAGGAACGUUUGAAGCUGCUGAAAAAUCUGCCUUUCAACGAUUAUAACAAGGUCUUUAAGAACAGGUUGCUAGAUGGUGUGAAGUCCCUUAAAGGUGGGAAGGUCAAUAUGAACAACCUGGGCUCUGUUCUGAACAACCUGGGGAUAAAGCUUGCAGAUACGGAACUUAAAGAUCUGGCUGAAAACAUGCGUGUUGGUGUUGAUGAGAAAAUUCCUCUAGAAACACUGAUGGAAAAUAUCACAGAUUUUACAGGUGAGAAGAUUGAAUCUAGUGAGCUAAAAAAUGUUCUGGGAAAUCUCGGAAUUGAGCUCACAGAUAAGGAACUAGAGAAGCUGCUGAAAAUACUGCCAAUUGAUGCCAAUGGAAAGUUAUAUCGUAAUAGACUACUGAAGGCUAUGACAUCUCUCAAAAAUGGGAAGAUUAAAAAGAAUUACCUCCAUACUAGUUUGGGAAAUAUGGGAAUGGGGCUCACAGAUGAGGAACUUGCUGGAUUGUCAGGAGACCUACAAGUUGAUGCAAACGGGAAUGUGGAUCUGCAUGACGUGAUGGAAGGAAUGAAAGCUAUUACAGGGAAAGUUGACAUCAAAAACCUGGAAACCGUUCUAGGUGACAUGGGAAUCAAGCUCACAGACCAGGAACUUGAAGAUCUGAAAGAAAACCUGCCAGUCAGUGUUGAUAAUACAGUUGCUCUGAAAACUUUGAAGGAUGAAGUGAAAGCUUUUACAGGAGAAAAGGUUGAUUCCAGGGACCUACAAAAUACUCUAAAAGACAUGGGGAUUGAGCUUACAGACAAGGAGGCCAAGCAACUGAGGAAAACACUGCCCCUUGAUGCCCACGGAAAGGUGUUUCAAAGCAGGUUGCUGAAGGAUGUGAAGUAUAAUAAAAGUGAGUAAGAAGCACA